Messenger RNA from Empidonax traillii (willow flycatcher), 5932 nucleotides. It is a transcript of the gene RESF1, whose product is annotated as retroelement silencing factor 1. NCBI's taxonomy places the organism in Eukaryota, Metazoa, Chordata, Aves, Passeriformes, Tyrannidae. Gene Ontology annotation, cellular component: nucleus. The record is from RefSeq and is a predicted model, not a curated record. The transcript has 7 exons. Gene Ontology annotation, molecular function: histone methyltransferase binding. The coding region runs from base 312 to 5813 and encodes 1833 amino acids.
CCGGAGCUCCUGCCCCGCCGCCCGACCUCGGCGCCGGGGUCUCCUUCCGCCUCCACCGGGGCCCACGGCCGCUGGAUGCGGGAGGCUCGCCGGCUCCGGGCUGGGAGCAAAGACCAGUGAGGACCUCCUGUUCUUCCAGUAAGUGCUCCACCUCUGUCUGAAGAACCACACUAUCAAGAUUGCUGAAGAAAUACCCAGUGUAACAGUAGCAGUCUGAAAUCUUUACCUUGGAUGCAAAAGCCUCUUGUCUCAUCUAAGAUUCCUGCAUCACUUGUUUUGGUUUUACCAGAAGAAAAAGAAACCAAGAGAAGAUGGACUGGAAUGUAGGACCAGUCCAGAAUGCUAAUGCAAAUAUGAACCUCCAAAGUGAAGGAGCGUGUCGCACUCAGUUGCUUUCUAAUGGACAUGCCUUUCCUCAGGCAAAUGCCAGCUCCUCUAAAAAUGCUUGCACUUAUGCUGAAAAUAACCAAAUCAUGUAUCUGCCAACUAUCAAUGUUACCUUCCCUCUUGUGAAUGCUGAAGGAUUCAAAACGUCUGAUCAGACCUUACCAGGAGCAUCUGUAACUGGUAAUAAUUUUUUUAUGUCAAAAUACUCAGUUAAACAACAUCCACAGAUGUACGUAACAGCUCAGAAACCUCCCAUUCAGCAGCCACCUUCUCAGACAGAGAUGACUCAGACUUCUUGGCCAGUCUCUAAUCCCUACAGUUAUUCCUGUAGAAAUGUACCUCCCCUGUCUUCUCCAAUGAAUGCUGGAAAUAACGUGAGGAGUGUACAUCAGGGACCUCAGUAUGCCGCUACAAACACUUACACUGCACAGCCACAAAUACUGCAGCAAAAUUCUUCGAGACUUGCAGCAUUAUAUCAAAGUAGCACUCAUUCCCAGAAUAAUUCUCUGUCUUUUGGUACAUCAGGGCAACAAGUCCAAAACCAAAUAUUUCAGUCCAGUGCUCAAUGCAAGGGUUCAUACUUAGUGAAUCAAAAUACUGAAACAAAUGUACAGCUUCCACAGUUUCAGCCAAGUCAGAUGGAAUCACAAGCUCCUAGAGGAUGUUCUGCACCAUCUUUGUUGCCUGCCAACUGUGUUUCAAGAGCUGCUGCACAAUCUUCAAUAGGUGUACCACAGGAAGUACAAAACAUGCCUAAUGGAUACACCCUUAGCCAACAGAGGAGCCCACUGGAUCAAAAAAAUUCUUCUGGUUUUAACAGCAUCCAGCCACACUGCCAGAAGCAGCUAUCUGGAGAAGUCAGUCAAUCAGUUAGGAGUUUCUGUAAUUCAAGUGGAAGUGUGACAGCAAAUGGGUCUUUUAGUGAAAUGACUGUGCCAUCCCCUAGCAUUCCUGACGACCCGUUUGAUAUUAUGAAAGAAAUAGAAGCUCUUUCUUCAAAGCCACCAAGUGAUCCUCCUUCAGUUCAAGAAAGCCAGACCAGUAGUUUAAUGAAUGGGCCUGUUAAUUCUCAACUUUAUUCAGCAGCAGUAGAUGAAAGAAAAAUUGUAAAGGACAGACUAGCUUGGGAAGCUGAGAGACUGUACAGUAUUAAAAAAAAAUGUGCCCUGCUUGAAAGGUAUUUUAAAAGAAAAGUCUUAGCAGCUUCAAAGUAUGACAAAAGCAUUCUCCCUCCUCCUCCCAGUUAUCACUCUACUGCUGCUAAUUGUCUUCCAUGGGUGCCUAAACAAAAUAUACCACCUUCCUCAACUCAAACAGUGAUGACAGAGAUUUCACAUGAAGAAAGAAAAGACAAAAAUCCAGCCAAUGCUGAUAACAGAAUGUUAGAGGGGCCUCAGAGUAACCCCCAGGUGUCGCAGGGAAGCCUUCCAUCAAGCUUAGCUCCUAUUCCCUCUCAAAGCAAACUCGCAGCUCAAUUAAAUAAUCCUGAGAGUGUUCCCACCUUGGAACAACAGGGUGUGCAUGCCUUGGCCUCUUCUCAAGAAACUGCGGUUUCCUUGAACAGUGCUUCAUGUUUUAGUCAAGCAGGUAGCUCCAUCAAAAUUGCUUCAAAGAGUGUGCAAAUUAGCCCUGAGAACUCAUCGUUUUUUCAGUUUGUAUUAAGCAGCACAAAUGUAUUGAAAGAGAAGACAGCUGGCGCUACUGCUGAUAAAAUACUGACUAGUCUCCUGUGUAAUGAAAAACAAAUGCUAGAUACAUCUGUCUCAGGUGAAAGCUUGCAAAAAGAGACUAGUGAGAGGAAUGCAGAAAGAUCAAAAGGUGAGCAGGCAUCUGCGGUUCACACAAACUCUCCUGUGUCGCAAACAACUAAAUCUGAUGAAGCUAAAUUCCAGAAUGAGGUAGCUCAGAAAAAAAUGCCAUUUACUGAAAAUACAUCCUGUAAACAGAUCAACUGUACUUACUCUAUGGAAGAGCUAACUGCAUGCCUGAGCUUGUGGCGGAAGCAUUCAUCAGAAUCUGUAAAUUUGCAAAAUAAACAGUCAAGUGAAAGCCCCACGGCAAAUCAGAUUUCGCCCUCCAGCCAAAACACAAAAAAGAGAGAACAAAAUAAUGUUCUGGUUAGUAUGGAUGAAGCAGUUUUGCCUGUAACAACUACCUCUGUAGGACAAAAACUUGAUACACUGACUUCCAAUUUGAUAAAAAAUGUUGAACCUCAGGUUGCAGUUGUCUCUCCUUUAGUACUUUCUGAACAGAGAACACAGAGUGAACAAGCAGACAAAAUCCCAACAUCUGAAGAUAAAACCUAUCCAGUGAUUGAUUUGGAGAGCUCAUGUAGCUUGCAAGAAGCGGGGGAAAAUGGUUUAAAUGUGGCAAAUACUGACAAAAGAGCAGUAGAAAAUGCUUGGUCAUCGCCCAGUGAUUGCGUUCUGGAACAGAAAGUGGACUCUCAUUUGCAACAGAUCAAAUUAGGUGAUGCAAACAGAAGAAAGGUUAGCCAAUCUGCACAAGAUUCCAGAGAAAAUCUGCAGCUUGGAUUACAAAACAAGAUUUCUCUUCCUGAAUCGGGUAUAAAUUUUUCUAGUCAAAUCUUCCAAGAAGGUGUAAGAGAUCAUAAAGACAAGCAAACUGUGUUAGAGGCAGGAGAUACAUCCACAGCUGUGUUGGAAGAUCAGAUGUUUUGUAUUUCUAGUGUAUGUUCUCUUGUAGAAGGUGAUAAAUUUUAUAAUCCACAAAUAGCAGGCAUCUUCAGGUCAGCGUAUGAGACACGCGCAUCCGAAGGAAAUGGAUCUGAUGCAAGGGAAAAGGAACAACAUCUGGACUUGCAUAAAAAUAGGCUGACCAGUAACACUCCCCAGAAAGAGAGCUUGCUGCUAAAGAUGUUGGGAGAGCCAUCAAGCUGCACAAGUAAAGCAGAUAAGAUUUUGCAUGGUAGCACAAUGAGUCAUUUGGGGAAAGAAAGCAGUGGCAAUCCUCUUAAGGUAUUUUCUACCUCAGAACAAAACGUAUUAUGUGAGGCAUCUUUCAAGCAUCCUGAAAAUUGCUUAGAAAAUCUUCCCAAUAUAAACCCGAAGUUAGCUCAAAAUUCCCUGGAUUCCUCUAUCAGCAUAACUGCUGGAACAAAGGCAUCCACUGUUCCAGGAGACAACAGUAAACAAAAUUUCAUGCCCACUAAAAAUAGCACAGAAGAGAUAAACUCUUUUGGAGGAAAACCGUGUAAAUACCUAAGCAAUCAGCUGGCUAAACUAGUGAAAGAGUUUCCAUAUGGCAUUGAAAGUGCUGAUAUGCUAAGAAAAGAACCAGCACAAAGUCAUUCUGGGGCUGAAGGGAUGGAGAAUCAACCUCAAAAAAAGAUUAAAAUAUGUGACAAGAAUUCUAAUUUGAAGGACCCAGUAAAUCAGAUAAAAAUUGCAGUGUUAAGCUCUGAUCAGGUUCAAGAACUUUUUCCUGAACACAAACAGUGUCCCUCUGGUGACAACAAGAGAGCAGUGAGUCAACAGUCAGAAAAAGCUUCAGCUGAGGAGAACCCUGAAGGCAGUGUUCAACCUACUCAGUGUAUGUGUGAGAAAGAAAAAAAAACACAAGAAAAUUCCAACCCCAGUGAAAAAAACGAAGAUUGUUCAUUAACGGGUUGUGUAUCUGUAGGAUGUAAAAUGCCACAUUGUCCCAGUAAAUCAGGAACAUCUGGUUCAGAGAAAAAUGAUUAUCAACUUUCAAAAGCUGAAAAUUGUACCUCUGCAGAGAGACAAGAAAACAACAGUAAAUCUGAUGCCCUAACAAAGAAAAACUGUGCAGUUGGAACCCAGACAAUUUCUGAAGAAAUCCCAAACAGUAUUAGCGAAAAUAAAGAAGAUAUUUGCAAAUACACCUCUGCAAUGAACAAAAAUCCUGGGCUGAACAUGAAUGAUGAACAUACACUGCCUACAGUAAAACAGGAAAAUACUGGACCACGUAAUUGUUUUGAAAACCAAGAUGCUGAUAAAUAUGAAAGCAGCAGCUGUAAAGAAGAGCUGCAGACUGACAAAGGAACCCCACUGCCUAGCAAAGAAUUUCAUUCUGACAAAAAAGAACAUCAGACAGUCUCAGAAGAAUUGCUGGAGAAACCUAGUCACACACAUGCAGACAACAUGACAAAGUCAUCUGGAAAGAAAGAGAGAGUUUUCAAAACUGAGUUAUUUUCAAAAGAUAAACCAGGUUUGACUGUGAAAUCCAAAACUCACAUUCACAAAAUUAAUAAGUCAGAAACUGUAGAAAUUAAGCACUCUGAAGUCAAUCAAGGGCAAAAUAUUAAAACUUGUGAAGAGAACUCAGCUGAAAGACAGAACUGUAGUAAAGAAAAGGAGAUGCUUGGGCAAGAUGUAGGAAUUAAUGUCAAAGAGAAAGGUAAACUACCAGCAGAAAUAAAACAUAAAAAGCUGAAUAGUUACCGAGCUGAUGCUGUAAAGUUCUCAAAUUUUGGCGCUGUAGACUUUAAGUCAAAAAACGCAAAAUACUCUCCACAUAAAUCUGUUAAAGUUCAUCCUUCGCAGGAGCAGGCGUACAAACGGAAGAUGAAGGAAAACCUGAUGGGGAAGAGAGAACUUAAAAAAGCAAAGGUGGAAGAGGAAAGACUAAAACAAUCUGAAGCAAAGAAUUUUAAGCAGGUUGCACAUAGUUGCGUGAUAAAUUCUGAUAGAGCUAAAAAAUUGAAUGGAGAAAAUGUCUGGAAACCAAAGAGUUCCUUAGCAGAUCACUCUGUGCUUAAAUUACAGAGAAAAAGGGCUCUAUCUUCUACCAUGUCUAAAAACUACUUUUCUAACAAAGAAAGACGUCUCGAUGGUCAAAACAAAGACAAGUGCUCUGAGAAAAUGUUUCCUGAUAAAAACCUGCUAUACAUAAACAGAAGAAAUAACAGACUGAAGUUGCAUCUUCAAAAGGAGCCAAAAAAACACUACCUGAACAGGGUUGCAUUUAAACGUACAGCACAGGAACGCAUCUAUCUGACAAAAUUAGAGACAUCACCUGUCAGACCCGUCUGGCACAGGAAAAGCAAAGUGUCACAAAACACUGAUUCGAAAAAAGAUGCGCCUGCCCCAGCAGUCGAGAAACCAUGCAAGCAGGAAGUACUUGAAUUUAAGCUGUGUCCAGAGAUACUGUUCAGAAAUUCAACCACUGGUGAAGAAAGCUUAGCUGUGAAGAAUUCCCUGGAAAGAGAUAAAGUCGUCGUAGCAGGUGUCAAGAGUAAAAAAGAAGAUUGGUUAAAAUGUGAACCACUGAAGCAAAAGAAACUGGAAGAGAUCUCUAAAGCUGAGGACAGUAUUCCACUUGAUACAGCUUUACAGAUCCUGGAUGGAGAUGGAGAGACUCUUCACAUUCCAAGCAAGGACUCAAAAGAGAUGUUUCAGACCUACAGGAAAAUGUAUCUGGAAAAAAAGAUGCAAAAGCCUUGAUAGCAGUCCUGUAUCAGAGGUCUUAUUCAGUAUCACUGAGAAAAAAAUGCCAACACUAAGAUGCUUUUUUUCAGUUUACUUCAUAUUUCUGAAUAAUUGUAAAAAACCACAGCUUUUGG